Messenger RNA from Gracilinanus agilis (Agile Gracile Mouse Opossum), 837 nucleotides. Its product is annotated as cyclin-dependent kinase 4 inhibitor B-like. Bases 421 to 837 code for a protein of 138 amino acids. The record is from RefSeq and is a predicted model, not a curated record. Lineage: Eukaryota; Metazoa; Chordata; Mammalia; Didelphimorphia; Didelphidae. The transcript has 2 exons. Gene Ontology annotation, cellular component: nucleus. Gene Ontology annotation, biological process: regulation of cyclin-dependent protein serine/threonine kinase activity; negative regulation of cell population proliferation. Gene Ontology annotation, molecular function: cyclin-dependent protein serine/threonine kinase inhibitor activity; protein kinase binding.
AAUUUCAGCCUCCCAGACGCAGCUCCAGCACUCGCCAGCAACAAGGCAGAGGUAGGAAGGGGUUGCUUCAGCACCCCCGGAGUUGCUUCUGGGACUGGACCCCUUUCAUUAGCAGAGGCGAGGAAAACUUUUGCUUAUGAGAUUCACUCCUAGAGUCCUUAUGGGAGUGGAAAGCUGGGAUUAAUCAGUACUCUGGUCUUGCGAAUCCUAGAGCCACUGAGGCGGAAAGGGGAGUGGGGGGAGGGGCUGGAAACCCAGCUAUAAGCUCUGAGAUUCAGCACAAGGGAAGUACAGGAAUAAGAGAAAGGGUAAAACAACCCUCUCCAGGAAGGAGCGAAGGCGCCGAAGAAGGGAAGAAGGAAAGAGAAGUACACAGAGUGGGCAUUGCAAUAUCCAGUCGAAACAUUCUCAGGUUCUGAAAUGACAGAAAAAUCAGAAGAAAGAGGUAUUUCCCUCGACAGCUAUCUGGACCUAACAAGUGUCGCUGCCUGCGGACAAGUAAAACUGUUGCAGGAGCUCCUGGCAGCCGGAGCGGAUCCCAACGGAAUCAAUCGCUUUGGGAGGCGGCCCAUUCAGGUCAUGAUGAUGGGCAAUGUUAGAGUGGCAGAGCUCCUACUGAAGCAUGGAGCAGAUCCCAACAUCCCUGACCCAACCACCCUCACCCUACCGGUCCAUGACGCUGCCCGAGAAGGUUUCCUGGACACUCUGAUCUUGCUUCAUCGUGCAGGAGCCCGUUUGGACAUUGGAGACUCUCUGGGCCGUCUCCCAUUGCACUUAGCUCAGCAGCAAGGACACCACCAAGUUACCUUAUACCUUCAAGCAGUGACAGGAGAUUGA